CGCGCGCACACACAAUCUCUUACACACAGUCUGAACAGAGGCAGUCUUUAGGAUACAGCAGAGUGCGUGAGGAGGAUAGAGAGACCGGGAUGCUGACAUACUCCUGAUAGAUGGUUAAAAUGGCGAGAGCUGGUUCGACCCCAAGGAGCCACUAAACUGUAGCAUUGUAGGUCGGAAUAUGUCGUAGCAGAACCUGGAUAAUUGUAAUCCCCACCUUUUUUUUUCUAAAGAAAAAGAGCGCUGUUUGUACCCACCACGUUGUUCUCUGCGAGUGUUGGAAUAUUUUCUCUGUUUAAAUGGCAUCCACAAGGAUGGGGAUUCUUUUGGGAAUUCUCCUAAAUGCUUUAAUCGGUGUGAUGUGUGAAGCAGAGCUCUCUUUCACAUUGGAGCCCAGUGACGUCAUUGCUGUACAGGAACAGCCACUCAUGCUCCACUGCCAGGUGGAUGGCAUCCCACCAAUCACCACACAGUGGAGGCAUAAUGGUGUGCUCUUAACUCAGGACCAGCAUCACACCACCUUCAUCAACGGUUCACUCCUGAUCGCUUACUUCCAGAAGACCAAGUCUGAUGGUUCAUCCGACGAAGGCGACUAUGAAUGCAUGGUCCAGAAUUCUUUUGGGCGGGUAGUGAGUCGCAAAGCCCGCAUUCAGGCUGCCACCAUGGCAGACUUCCACGUCCAACCAGAGUCAGUACAUGUUGAAGAAUCUGGCGUGGCAAGAUUCCAGUGUCAGAUCCAUGGUCUGCCAGAGCCAGUCAUCAGCUGGGAAAAAGACAGCCGUCCGGUGGACACUAAGGACAAGAGGUACACUCUUUUGCCAACAGGUGUUCUGCAGAUCACAGGAGUGCAUGAGGAAGAUGGUGGAAAGUUCUGCUGUGUGGCCCAUAACAGUGCAGGAGUGAAACACAGUACUGAAGCACUCCUUACUGUUUCAGGUUCUCAGUCAUCUGUUUACAAAGAGCCUGUAAUCCUGGUUGGCCCAGAAAACCUGACCCUCACUGUUCACCAGACUGCCAUAUUGGAGUGUGUUGCUACGGGAUACCCUCGGCCCAUUGUGUCUUGGAGCAGACUAGACGGUCGGCCCAUUGGAGUGGAGGGAAUUCAGGUACUUGGCACAGGGAACUUGAUGAUCUCAGAUGUUGGUGUGCAGCACUCAGGGGUAUAUGUGUGUGCUGCUAACAAACCAGGGACUCGUGUCCGAAGGACAGCUCAAGGACGUCUGGUAGUCCAAGCUCCAGCAGAGUUUGUUCAGCCUCCGCAGUCCAUAGCCCGACCAGUCGGCACCACCGCCAUCUUCACUUGCCAAGCACGGGGUGAGCCUGAGCCACAGCUCACCUGGCUAAAGAAUGGACAGGUUCUGGAGCCCGGAGGACACGUCAAGCUCAGGAAUAACAACAGCACUCUGACGAUAUAUGGCAUCAGUCAGGAAGAUGAGGCUAUCUACCAGUGCAUUGCUGAAAACAGCGCCGGCUCCACACAGGCCAGUGCCCGGCUCACUGUGCUCUGGGCUGAUGGCCUACCUGGUAUGCCCACCGAUGUGCAGGCCGAAGCCCUCUCACCCACCACCAUACAAGUGUCCUGGAGGGAGCCCAGUCAGAACACUCAGGACAUCAUUGGUUAUGUGCUUCACAUCCGCAAGACUUCAGAUCCAGUGGAGAUGGAGUACGAGGAGGCCGUCAGUAAGGUGACACUGCAGCAAGUCAUUCGCGAUCUGGAGCCCUCCACAAGUUACAUCUUCUAUGUCAAAGCCUAUACAUCCCACGGAGCCAGCAAGGCAUCAGAGAGCGUCACCGAGAGCACUCAUGGAGAGGUGCCAGCUCCUCCUUCCCUCUUCACAAAAGUGUUGAACAGUAGCGUUGUUCAAGUGAUGUGGGAGUCUUCCUCCAAAAUGGGUCAACAACAAGGCUUCAGACUAUAUUACAGAAGAGCACAUGCACCACUUUUUACUGGUCCCAUCACUUUCCCUCGCAAUGCCACCCAAUACAACAUCACUCAACUGGAUUCUUCGCUGGUCUAUGAGAUAAAGGUUCUUGCAUACAACCAACAUGGGGACGGGAAUGCCACCUUGAGAUUUGUUUCACUUCGAGAGGCCCUGGAGAAAUCAGUGCUGGAUGGCCCAUGUGACUGUGUGAAAGAUGAACAGAGCAGAACAUCCACUACAGGCAUUAUAAUCGGUACCCACAUUGGAGUGACUUGCAUUGUCUUCUGUGUGCUCUUCCUCAUCUUCAGCUACCGCGGCAGGCUAAUGAUGUGUAAGACAGUUCAGGCCACCCCCCAGGCAGGGCACAGCGCAGUGUUGGAAUCCUCUUCCUCGUCUCAGGGGGCCUCUGGGCUCAACGGGGCUGCCAGGAGAGAGAUAGAGGUCAAUGGCAGUGCCGCAGGGAAGAAAGUGGUCGACAGCAACGAGCUUGAGAGACUUUUCACUCAACCUAACACACAAGAUACAAGCAUGUCCGAUUCCUACAUGCUGAAUGACACGCAGCUAUCCACGAUACCGCUAGACGAGUUUGCAGUGGAAAGGGAGACACAGUUCCAGCAACAUCCUGCAGCAGGACCGGCUCAGCAGGACCAAGGCUAAUCAUGUAUGAAGGCCCAUUUACGUGACGCUUUCUGGUGUCCAUUUAGACUUUUCUCUCACUCAGGUUGACUAGUGUUUCUUUUCAAAGUAGUUUUUCUUUUGUGCAAAUAUUUUUUUUUAAGUUUUUUAUUGGUAAGUUAAGAGGUUCUGGAGGAUCUAGGACUGUAUGUUGGCGUGUUUUUGGCAGGGAAGGUUUCUAGAUGUCAGACCACUUUAAAAGUUUUUGGUCUUUUGUUAAUUUUCUGGUGUUUGGCAGCACAGAGAAUAGAGACCCCAGAAUGUCCUUGUUAUACAAUGACUUUAUUUUUAAGUUUAUAAAUUUAAAUAUAUAUAUAUAUGAAUAUAUAAAUACACACAUAUCUUUAUCAUCUUUAUGUCAAAGUGGUUAUAAGUUAUUGUUAUGUCUCUACUUUUCUGUGGACGUCAAAGAAUCCUGCUGCCUGCUCUCACUCACCAAUGAUUCCACCUUCUUACUCACAGAAGACCUCAGCCUUCUUCCAGGGAUCCAAUAUAUUCUAUCUCAGGACUUUGUUUCGAAAUCAACAUUUUUUUAUGAGUUCUCGGCCUUCAUACAGGUACUAGACUUGGCUGUGUGAAUGAUUCAACAAAAACCUACCUCAGCCGGAAUGAAUGUGUCUCGGGAAGCUGUUAGGGACUUGGUCUUCCCCUGUGUUCACAAUUACUUCAUAUACAGAGAAACUGUUCCGUUGGAAAACUACAAGAACAGGUGUCGCUCUACCUCAGAUGUCAAGAACCGUGUCUCCUCUCCUGCUUUUCGGCGUCAAACGGAAAAAUGAGUAUCCAACAUGAAGCACUUCCAAAUGCUGAAAUGUAAUGUUCUACCUCAAGAUAACAAUGUUGAUGUUGUCGCUGUUGUUGUUGUUGUUGUCUGUUUAUUGCAUAAUGAAAACCCUUCUUUUCCCCAUUUAUGAAGUCUUGGCUUCCCGCUGUUGUUGAAUAUAUGAUGUUUGUAGAGUUUCAGUACCUCAUGCAAGCUGACAGACUAAUAACAUGAUUUACGGUGCGUUUCAAGUACAUAUGAGUUAUGAUGUAAACUUUCUUCCUAGAUGAUAUUUUGUUUAAAAGAUACAGAUACGCUGCAUUGCUAAUCAUAACUGUGGGAUUCCUACAGUGAAUGAGAUGUGAUAUUUAUUGCUUAACUGAACCGGAAACACUAGACUAUACAACUUCUGUACAGUUGGUGCAUUGAUUCAAGUCUGUGUGUAUUUGUGUUUUUAUGGAUUUAAUUAAUGUUAUCAUUCAUUUAUGAUGUAUGUUUAGGAAAAAUAUCAGUGCCCCAAAUUAUUGUUUUACUAUGUUUUGGUAUGAUCUGGUUUUCAAAAUCUGACAAGGUUAAACUCUCCGCCCUAGUCAGUCAAUCCACCUUUUCCCAAAGUUUUGAUAAAUAAAAGGAGGCCUAUGGAGGCAACACACCUCCAUAUUUCUGUUUGACAUAACCAAAUUGCAAUUAAUUCAUAAAUAGUUGGUCUAAUGUUUCCACAAAUGUUAUAUCUGAUCUCCUCAAUGACACCACAAGAUUUAUAUUUUUGGUAAAUCUGGUAAUAUUUCUUCCAAUGAGGCCUCCUGGAAAGGCUUGCCUCACACUUUGUAAACCUCUGAUAUAAAGAAAUAAUUUGACAUUUGGGAUGUUUUGGCUUCUUUUUAAGCACUGAGAUGAGAAGAUCAAUAUUUCAUUUGCAUCUGUUUUUUUUUUUUUUUCUUUUGUGUGUGUGUUUUUUACCAUUAAUUUCUAUAAGUUGGGGAUGAUCAGCUCAGUUUGGUAAACCUGUUUUGAAAUCACCAAAGUGUAUUUAAACCGAGAUCAAACAAGCAAGACAUGAACUGGUUAACUUUCAUCUCCAGCUGGCAUUUUAAUGAUUUUUAUUUGUUGUGCUAACUGCAGACAGUUGGUUGAGCUUUGUAAAAAGACGGGAAUGAGGAGAGGAGGUAAUGGUAACAAAAUCCAUCUACUAACACCUCUGAAGCACACUAAUCAAUACAUCUUAUUUAAUCUGUAGAAAAACUGAUACAUUAAACCAACUCUUUGAGACAGAUGUUACAAACAGAUAUGGGUGGUAUUGAUCCUCUCAUCUGGCUCCAAACCAGAAAGGAUUUUUAAAUUUUUAUUUUUUUGCCAAAAUACUCAACAACACAGUGAUAAGAGCGGUAUGAAUCCUAAAGAAAGAAAGCAAAUAAGCCACUCCCCCCCAAAAGUUAAAUUAUUACUUUAUUUAAUGAAACUGACCACAGUGUAUCUCUAACCCUCAUCUGAAUGUGUUGCUGCAGUAUUUCUUUUCUUUUCCCAUCACAUUACCUGCUUCCACUUUAAAUCAAGCAGUAGCCUUUUACACAUCUGGUGCUCAGUAGAAAUGUUGAUCUUAGUUAUUUACUGUAACUCUUCCCAAAACCACAGUGGCUAUUUAUCUUUCUCCCUCCUGUUAACACUGACUUGCUAAAAUGCUUCAGAAACAUAGAGCUUAUAACCCAUUUGAAACUGGCAACCACAGAGAGGUGACUGAGGGAGAUAGUUGUUGGGUGGCUGAACAAUCACAGGGUCUUCUCUGCAGCUCCCUGCGGUGCAUAGUCACUAUAGAGAAAUUUCCUUGAUGCAUUAUGGUUACCUACCUCAACCCUGUUUUUGGCCUUUCUCUCAGGUCUUGAAGGAAACUACAGAGUACAAAUGAUGAAGCAGAAGAAAACACAUCAUACUAUAUUUUAUGAAUACGUAGAUAUUGUAAGACUAAACCACAACAAUAGAGGAAGGACUUUUCAGGACCUUAGGUCGUGCACUAUUUAAAUAGAUCGCUGGUUGUGAAUGUUGGGUUUUUUAUCACAAGCUUUUAACUUUAUUUUCUAUGAAUGGCAUUUUACAUAUGUCAAGAAAACAAACAAAAAAAGUGGUGGACUAAUACAGCUCUGACAAAAUUAAACACUACUGGUUUAUUGAUUUUCCUUUCUUGCUGAAGCUGAAUUAUUACCUUAUCUGUACAUGCUGAGGUUUUUUAAGCCAACCAUAAUCUUUAAUAUUUCACAUUUGUAGUGUUGAAUCAAAAAAUGAUUCCUAGCAAACCUCAGAUAGAUCUGUUUAAUCUGUUUACCGCACCAGCUGGUAGUAAAGAUAAUAACUGCUGCCUAGUUUACUAACAUGUUACGCUGUCUGCAGAGGGUCAUAUUUGCAAGAUGUUUUGGCUGCAGUUGAGUUGUUUGUUUUAAGAAAGUAGAUAGCUGGAGAAUCAUGUUCUACAUGAGAGCUGUGCAUGUCAGCACAGCAGAUAAUCAGUAGUGUUUUUAAUGUUAUGCAAACAGGCAUCACUGCAUUGUGCACACAGUUUCCAACUUAGUGAUCACCAGAUUAUUUAUAGUAUUAUAUCUUUAUAUCAGUUUAUCUGUUUAUGCUUAUUUCUUUUCCGAUUUUCUUCUUGCAUCUGUUUCUUGCAUAUAAACGUACCUGUUGGUGUUAAUAUUUUGAAAGUGUUGGAAGGCAAAAAGAAGAAAAAAAAAAAGGUAUAUUGUCCAAACAGCUGAACAAAUCCACCUGAUUUAAGCAUCUCCUCUGUGUAUAUUUAUAAACCGCCAAUGUGAUAUUUACCCUCCAGAAAUGCUGCAGCCUUGGUUUUUUUUUUUUUUUUUUUUUUUUUUUUUUGCCUCUGUCAGGAAUAAUUUAACUAGGCAUACGAGUGGUGUUUUCUUCCGUACUGAGUUCCUCUGUCUCUCAUUGUAAUUUAAGGUUAAUCUCCUGCUGCAGGAAAUUGCUCACCCUUGUAGAUGUGACAGGUCUGCGUGCCAAACUAUUUAACUUGAUCCACUGUGAAUGUGGUGCAGUGAUGAUCGUGUUUAUGUGAUUAGACUUUGCUAGGUCAGGUUGUCAUUUUGCUGUAGAAUAUUGAAACUUGUGUGAUUUAAUGGGGUGCUCAAAGCUGUCAUCUAUGACUGGUGCUGUAACUCCAUCAGCACAGGUGUUCAUACGAUUCCUUUGCUGACACAGCGAGUGGAAAGGGGGCCUUUGUCUCACGUUUUACAGUCUUGGGAAGUGCUCUAUCAUCAAACGUCAGUUAGCCAGCCUCCUUUGCUCCUUUUCUGAGAAUCCCAAUCUUUAGUCAAAGAUUGAAUGCUCAGGGACUAAUAUUUUUAUUAUUUAUAUUUCAAUAUAACUAGCCUUCUUGAUUUUCCUGCUUAAAUUGUGCUUUGUGAUCAGGUCAGGUAGAUUUACAAUAAGGGGGCGACCGUCUCUGUUGGUCAUGUAAGUAAAUACCAGAAGUGUUGGAAAGAUAAUGAAUACCUAACUGUGCCAUUUGUUCCUUGUUUAGCAAGUCUGCUGUAAAAUAUAGUAUGUCAUAGUAGACACUUAAUCUGCUUCCUUGUGUUUCCAAGAGGAGAAAUAUUACAGUUGCUACUGAGAAAGAAUGAUUAAUUAGAUUUUUUAAGCUUCUAAAUUACAUGAAUAUGUUUAGUUCUUUAUAUUAUGGAAUAUGAAACUAAAUAAUCAAUAGUUUGGACUUAGAAUCAGGCAAAAGAAGCAGGUCAACGAAGUUUGAGUAAGCUUUAGAGAGUUGUGAUUUUUGACUGUUUUAUGACAUUUCAUAGAUCUUUGUGCAACUGACUGAGAAAAAUGACAUGAAUAUUUGCUAUCUGCUGCUGUAAAUUCGUCCUCAGGUUCUCAUAAAGUAGGCAGGAUAUAUGCAGGGUUUGUUUCACAUUAUAUAUGCAGCCAAUAUGACUCUAACUCUCAUUACUCAUAUGCCUGUGCAGUUCUCUUUUUUCAUAUGCAUUAAUUAAACACAGGUAAACAGAUGAAGUCAGAGGGAAAGAUCAGGUCAGCGAGGCUGACAUUGUAAAGCUUUGUGACGUCUUAUAUGGAGGGAGUAACUCAGUGACAAGAAGUUUAGGUUAAUUUGUAGAAAUUUAGUCAUUUCUACAAUGCAGUCAGUCCUUUCUUGAAAUAUUCUUAAUCAAACUAUCGCCAAAUGAUGAUCCUGAUAUGAUUGUGAACUGCUUACGAUUCCACUGAAUUCAUCUCUCUGGUGUUCUGCCCUGAGACCCCAGUGACUGUACAUGUCAAAUAAUGCUGAGUUUCAAGAUUUUCUAAGUAACUUAUUGUCAAAUGGUGAUUUAUGUAAAUGUACUUUAUUGUUCAACAUCAGUAUUAUAUUUUACAUACUUCUUCCAGGAAGGUGGAUUGAAUCCAGUGUAUUUAAAGUUAGUAGGCAGAGAAAAAUCUACAGUAGAUCUGCAUGAAAAAAAAGACAAAAAACAAAAAUCUGAUGUGUUAUCUUAGCUCAAUUGAAAAGUGUUAGUUACUCCUUAUUGGACUUGUGAUGGUAACACUGUGAUAUUCAGCCAAAUUAUGGCAAAAUAAUGUUGUGAUCUCAGUAUGGUACUAUUGAUGGUCCUGUCUCACAUUGUCAGUCUGUUCGAUGGUGUGUAUUGAUGAAAAGAGGUUUAGUGACCUUCUUCUGUUGACAAAGUCCGUCUUGCCCUCACUGGCGCCUGAUGAUCACCUCAUCCUCAUCCUGUUCCCACCUGGCAUGCUGUUCAACAUGAGUGACUCGCAGUGAGGGCCUGUCAGUCCUGUUACCAUUCAACGUUAACACAUUGUCUUCAUUUUACUUCACAAUCCAUCUGAUAUUGAGGAGAAUGUCUGUUCUUCACUGAUGUUGUCAACAACUCUUGGAGCUUUUGGAUAGAAGCUUCUUUGCUGGUAUAAUCAAACACCAUGACUGGUCUUGAAUUUUAGCCACAAAUAGCUUAUUGAUAAAAACCAUUAUUGCUUAGGUCUGACUGGAUUGUAAAUUGUUAAUGUGCAUAUUAGAGAGCAGCUUCAAUCACACUGCUCUGAAGGGACAUUGAGAAUUAAAAUUCCCUUACUGGGAAGAUUAUGUCAAUAUAUUGUCAAGAUAUCACAAUAAGUAGGCGUAAGAAUAUUUGACCUGUUCUUGCCCAGAACUGCAGCAAGAUUUUAACUCAUAUACAUAAAAUCGAAGAACUUGUGGGGUUAGAUUUAAUCGUUAAAGCAGCAAACUGAACUUCAGCGUCAUUUAUUACAGGAUUUAAACUUCUCACACUUUGUCAUUGCCUCAAGUCGU
Melanotaenia boesemani (Boeseman's rainbowfish) is the source of this 8659-nucleotide messenger RNA. RefSeq names its product immunoglobulin superfamily, DCC subclass, member 3 (gene igdcc3). Bases 297 to 2576 code for a protein of 759 amino acids. Gene Ontology annotation, molecular function: protein binding. NCBI's taxonomy places the organism in Eukaryota, Metazoa, Chordata, Actinopteri, Atheriniformes, Melanotaeniidae. Gene Ontology annotation, cellular component: plasma membrane; axon. The transcript is spliced from 14 exons. Gene Ontology annotation, biological process: cell-cell adhesion; axon guidance. The record is from RefSeq and is a predicted model, not a curated record.